Molecule: messenger RNA, 2655 nt
Organism: Nanorana parkeri
Lineage: Eukaryota; Metazoa; Chordata; Amphibia; Anura; Dicroglossidae
Product: extracellular calcium-sensing receptor-like
Exons: 7
Coding region: 1-2655 (884 amino acids)
Biological process (GO): G protein-coupled receptor signaling pathway
Cellular component (GO): membrane
Molecular function (GO): G protein-coupled receptor activity
Source: RefSeq, a predicted model, not a curated record
AUGAAUGAACUCACACUGGAAGUGGACAUGGCAGCCAGGAACCGGUUGGUGACCCUCUUUCAGAAGGCCCCCUGGCACCUCAUUUUGUAUAUCUUCUCUCCAACAUACAAUUAUUCCAAUGGACAGAGCUGCUCCCUGCAAACACAAGAUAUGAAGGGGGUAUCUGCAGAAGGGGAUGUCAUUAUUGGUCUGGCAUUAAAUAUUCAAUUAGACAAUAAAUACCCCGAGAUGUCAUUCAGGCAGAAACCAGGACCAAUCACCUGCAAAGAUUUUUACCUGAAUAGAUAUUUACAGCUACAGACCUUUAGGUACGCAUUGAAGGAGAUAAACGGCAAUCCGAGAAUCCUCUCCAACAUCACGCUGGGCUUCCGUGUUUAUGAUUCCUGCCGGGCCCUUCAGAUGGAGCUGCAGGGAACUUUAUGCAUGUUGUCUGGGCAGAACAAAGCCAUACCCAACUUCCAGUGCCAACAGAAGGAGCGGCUGGCUGCCAUCAUUGGACACUCAACCUCUACCUACUCCAUCCUCAUGGCUCACAUCUUAGGCCUGAGCAGAUAUCCACAAAUCAGUUACCUUUCAACAAGUCAUCUUCUAAGCGAUAGGACACAAUUUCCAUCCUUCUUCCGGACGGUGCCCAGUGAUGUAUUUCAGUCACAAGGACUGGCCCACCUUGUGUUGCAUUUUGGGUGGACAUGGGUGGGUUUGAUCGCUUUUGACAAUGACUAUGGAUUUCAUGGCAUUAGGAUCCUUCAACAAAAUAUCCACAAAUUUGGAGUGUGCGUGGAGUUCAUUGUCUACAUGCAGAGCAGCCGUCCAGAUCGUAACAUGCCUCACAUCAUUCAGACUAUCAGGAAAUCGACGGCCAAAGCUGUGGUCAUAUUCGCACCUGAGGCUGAGUUGAAUUUCUUAUUUAAUGACCUAAUCAAGCAAAAUGUUACAGGAAAGACUUGGGUCGCCAGCGAAGCGUGGGCUACAUCUUCUAUCUUACUAAAUGAAAAAUUCUGGAACCUUCUCCUAGGUACUGUAGGCUUUGCCCUUCACAGUGACUAUUUUGAAGGGUUUCAGGAAUUGUUCAACAGAAUUAAGUUCUUUAAUGAGUCAGUAGACCCAUGGGACAAUAUGAUCUUGGAGGACAACAUUGGUUGCGAAUUCAAAGAAUUCCAAAACGUUACAUUUCAAAGAGAAAAGCCCCCAAGGGCCUGCACACUAGAAGAGAAAAUUAAAAACUUUAGGGUUGUUUUGAGUAAUGUAACCAAUCUAAGAUGGAUGUACUACCUCUACUGUGCUGUGAAGGUCAUAGCUCAGGCUUUACAUGACCUUUCUAUGUGCAAAAAAGGAAAUGGACCUUUUAUAAAUAGAAGCUGCUCGGGACUCAGGAACUUCAGACCCUGGCAGAUGCUACACUACAUAAAGAAUGUUCGGGUGAACCUGAGCGAUGGAGCUGAACUGUUCUUUGAUUACAAUGGGGACCCUCCUCCUGUGUACGACAUUGUAAACUGGCAACAAGGCCAAGAUGGAGUUAUGAGACAGAUCAAAGUGGGAAGUUAUCGAAGUUCAUCUGUUGGCAAUCACACACUGGCAAUCAACACAAGUACUUUUCAAUGGUCUUCAGGUAGUCCAGUGGUGCCAGUUUCAGUUUGCAGUGAGAAUUGUCCAUCUGGUUUCAGAAUGGCAUUCAUUAAAGGAGAACCAAGUUGUUGCUUCCAGUGUACCCCCUGUUCACAUGGAGAGUUUUCCAAUAAGACCAACUCUGCUGAAUGCUUUAAAUGCCCAUGGAAUGAAUGGCCAAGUCCAGAAAAUGACAGAUGCUUGCCAAAACCCAUUGAAUAUCUCAAGUUCGAAGAGCCAUUGGGAAUCACAUUAGCAUGUACCAGCGUUACAUCAUCCUUUGUCCCUUUAGCCAUUUUAUGGCUUUUUAUUCAUUAUAAAACGACUCCUGUUGUCCGUGCCAACAAUUAUAACAUCAGUUGUCUGCUUCUGAUCUCCCUUUCCCUUUGCUUCUUGUGCUCCUUGGCCUUCAUUGGUUAUCCUCAACGCCAAAAGUGUCUUCUACGGCAGGUAGCCUUUGGGAUGGUUUUUGCCCUUUGUGUGUCGUGUGUAUUGGCCAAAACCCUGAUGGUUAUGAUCGCAUUUAGAGCCACCAAACCAAACAGCAACUUUAGAAAAUUGGCUAAUCCAAGUUUUUCCUACAAAGUUAUCAGUUUAGGAACUUUUGUGCAGUCUCUUAUUUGUACCUUUUGGCUUUUAUUCUUCCCACCAUACCCCCAAUACAACAAUAAAACCGAACCUGAAAUUCUUAUUCUUGAAUGCAACGAGGGAUCAUUGAUCGCCUUUUGGUGUACUUUGGGCUAUCUUGGUGUUUUAGCUAUAUUCAGUUUUCUAGUCGCUUUCUUGGCUAGGCAGCUUCCGGAUAACUUUAAUGAAGCCAAAUAUAUCACCUUCAGCAUGUUGGCUUUCCUUAGUGUUUGGCUGACCUUCAUACCAGCCCACCUUUCCAUUACCACCAAGUACACAGUAGCCACAGAGAUUUUUGCUAUCUUGUCCUCUACCUGGGCGAUGCUUGGUUGCAUGUUUGUUCCAAAAUGUUAUAUCAUUUUACUCCGUCCCAAUGUAAACUCCAAAAAACAUCUCAUUAAGAGAUUUGGAAAAAGGAAAUAA